Messenger RNA from Uloborus diversus, 1268 nucleotides. It is a transcript of the gene Rtc1, whose product is annotated as RNA 3'-terminal phosphate cyclase-like protein. Gene Ontology annotation, cellular component: nucleolus. Lineage: Eukaryota; Metazoa; Arthropoda; Arachnida; Araneae; Uloboridae. Bases 112 to 1224 code for a protein of 370 amino acids. The transcript is spliced from 7 exons. Gene Ontology annotation, molecular function: RNA endonuclease activity. The record is from RefSeq and is a predicted model, not a curated record. Gene Ontology annotation, biological process: endonucleolytic cleavage of tricistronic rRNA transcript (SSU-rRNA, 5.8S rRNA, LSU-rRNA); ribosome biogenesis.
GAAAACAAAAUACGAGCACAUGGCAAUCUGACAUAAUUUCGUGAUGUUUAAUUGUUUAAAGAUAUAAAAUAUCCUUGUUGCUACUUAUCCUCGUUAAUUUAAAAAAAGAUAAUGAGUACUCUGACUUUUAACGGCAGCAAUUUUUUUCGCCAGCGGCUCUUACUUUCGACGCUGAGUGGGAAGCCGAUCACCAUUAAAAACAUUCGCAGUGAAAGCGACGAGCCUGGGAUUAAUGAAACUGAAGAGAAAUUCCUGAAGUUGCUGGAUCGCCUCACGGACGGUUCUUCUGUCAUCCUCAAUGAAACAGGCACCACCCUCAGGUAUUCCCCUGGCCUGUUGCUGGGUGGCAAGGUGGAGAUGGAUUGUGGGGAAGGGCGCUCCCUUGGAUAUUACCUAGAGCCCCUCCUCUGCUUGGGCCCCUUUUGCAAGAAGCCCCUUGAAGUCACCUUAAAGGGGAUCACCAAUGACAACCAAGACCCUUCGGUGGAUGCAAUCAAGCUGUCCUCUCUCCCCCUCCUCAAGCGCUUCAUCGUGAACGACGAAGGCCUGGACCUGGUGGUGGUGGGGCGGGGGAUGGCUCCCCUAGGGGGAGGGGAGGCAGUGUUCCGGUGCCCUGUGGUGCGCGGGGCCCGGGCCCUGCAGUGCACAGACCCCGGGAAGGUGAGAAGGAUAAGGGGGGUGGCCUAUGCAGUGCGCCUUUCUCCCACCAUGGCCUCUCGCAUGGUGGACGCCGCCAAGGGCAUUUUGCUCAAGUUCAUCCCAGACGUCUACAUCUACACGGACCACUACAAGGGCAAACACUCCGGGAAGUCUCCAGGUUUUGGCUUGACCCUUGUAGCGGAGACAACUGGGGGCAGCUUCUACUGUGGGGAGGCCUGCUCUGAGCCCCAGGGCUCGGAAAAGGAUUUCGUGGUUCCGGAAGAGAUCGCCAGACGAGCCGCCUAUGAGCUGUUAGAAGAAAUCUAUCGGGGUGGCUGUGUGGAUUCCAGCAACCAGAUGCUGGCCUGCCUCUUCAUGGCCCUGUCCAGCACAGACGUGUCCAAGACCAAGAUGGGACCCCUCUCAGACUACACCAUUCAGUUCCUGCGCCACAUCGAGGACUUCAUGCAGCUGCGCAUGAAACUGGAGACAGAUCACAGUGAUCAGCUCAGGUUGGGCACGCACAAGGUCACAGUGACCUGCAUCGGUACCGGGUUCAACAAUGUGAGCAGGGUUGUUUCAUGAAGCUUCUUGUAUUUUUGUUGAUAAUAAAGUUUUAUUUUGUGUAA